AUGGUAAAGGAUAAAGUGAAUAAAGUGCUGAUUUUUCACCAAUGUCACGCCAAGCUAAGGCAUACCAACGAUAAUGGUAAAAAUCCGAACCUAUCUCGAUUUGGGGACGGUGUCGUCCUAUCGCUACGUUGGUCGCUUUUUGAACAGCAUUCGACCAUCCAGUAUUGUAUUUCUUUGGAUCUCAGUAAGUGGGAUCUUAUCAGGAUUCAUUCCAGAAUGCUGUGGGCUCUUAUUUUUCUCCUGACGCCAGUUUAUUCACAGAAGCAAUGUAUCAGAUCAAUUGAGAAAGAAGCGGCAUCGCUCUCACCAAAUGCUGAUCCAUUCAAGGUGUCGAAAAUAAGUGAUAGCAACAAUUAUGCGGUAACUGUCAAAAAAUACUACAUCCAACAGCCAUAUCAAAUACACGGGAUUGUGAAGCAAAUAACCGUACUCGCUGAAGGCAAGAAAACUAUGCAGGUCGAUUAUAGGAUUAGAUACGAUAAAAAAACGUACAAAAUACGAUAUAUCCUGCUUCCACCGGGCGACUAUGAAAGACAGCGUGAAGAAUGCGUCACAGCAAAAAAAGGUAGAUGGGCUAAACUAUAA
This is a messenger RNA of Necator americanus (New World hookworm), 585 nucleotides long. RefSeq lists its product as uncharacterized. NCBI's taxonomy places the organism in Eukaryota, Metazoa, Nematoda, Chromadorea, Rhabditida, Ancylostomatidae. Bases 1 to 585 code for a protein of 194 amino acids. The transcript is spliced from 6 exons. The record is from RefSeq and is a predicted model, not a curated record.